Paramecium primaurelia is the source of this 361-nucleotide messenger RNA. NCBI's taxonomy places the organism in Eukaryota, Ciliophora, Oligohymenophorea, Peniculida, Parameciidae. The record is from the annotation of a GenBank genome assembly.
AUGCAAAAACCUCAAUUUAUCAUAACAACUAAUAAAAUAGGAGAUGAUAUCACCUAUCAAAAAAGAAAGGAAAUCAUUUACAAAUUCAUUUUGAAGAUUUCAUUAAUAAUCAAUUCUUCUAAUAAAUAUCUCAUCAAAUUAAGUUAAUAUUAAAAUUAAAACAAAAAAAGAUGAUGAUCCUCCAUUUGGGUUUCAAAAUAGGAGUAUUGAUGAUGUUAUAACUGGGUUCACAUUAAAUACUUAUUAAAAUGACCAUAAGAGAAAAAGUCAAAGCAGAUAUCCUUCAUUCAAAUUGGCUAUUAAAGAGAAAGGAUAAACUGAUAAAAUCCCUAAGUAAAUAAAAAAUUAAUCUGAAAAUUGA